UUUGCCGUCAACUUGCCGGCCUCUGGCACCAAACUCUGAAGCCUGACCGUCCUCGACCUGUACUGCUGACUUAGCUACAUUUCUUGGCUACAAACCAACUAUCCUUUACUCUCGCCAUGGCCUUCUCGCAGAGGACAACUGUUUUAUUGCGCUCAACCCAUGCUUGCAGACGGCAUGCUCCCAUCCGAUACCUUGCAACUCCUGCUGCUCCCAAGGCCAAAUCUAAGUUCGCUGACACCCUCAACAACGGCCCUUCCCUGGAAGACUUCAUUUCUUCUGACGAGACACCAGAACGAGUGAUUCUCGGAAACACUAAGGCUCCCCGGUUGCCCAGCUUCCUAAAGACCAAAAUAGCUUCAGGAUCUUCCUUCAAUAAGAUCAAGAAAGACCUUCGCGGCCUCAACUUGCACACAGUGUGUGAAGAGGCACGCUGUCCGAACAUAGGAGACUGCUGGGGCGGCAAGGAAGGUGCCACGGAGGAAGAAGGAAAGAGAGCGGCUACUGCAACCAUAAUGCUCAUGGGCGAUACCUGCACGCGAGGCUGCCGUUUUUGCUCUGUGAAGACAUCACGGGCCCCUCUACCGUUGGACCCUCAUGAACCUGAAAAUACUGCGGAAGCUAUCAGUCGAUGGGGAUUGGGUUACAUCGUUCUUACUAGUGUGGACCGAGACGACCUUGCGGACGGCGGCGCUCGCCACUUCGCCGAAACCAUUAGCAAAAUCAAACAGAAAGCCCCCCAAAUCCUAGUUGAAGCUCUGACAGGUGAUUUUGCGGGGUCGAUGGAGCACGUCUCACUUGUCGCAAAGUCUGGAUUGGACGUUUAUGCGCAUAACGUCGAAACUGUAGAAGCUUUGACGCCUUACGUUCGCGACCGUCGCGCAACCUUCCGGCAAAGUCUCAGAGUUCUUGAACAAGCGAAGAAAGAGGGUGUUCGCAUCACAAAGACGAGUAUCAUGCUUGGAGUAGGAGAGGCAGAGGCCCAACUCUAUGAUGCUCUUCGUGAACUCCGAAAGGUCGACGUUGACGUGGUCACCUUUGGGCAAUAUAUGAGACCAACAAAGCGACACAUGAAGGUCGAUCGCUAUGUCGAACCCUCUGAGUUCGAUCACUGGAAGCAAGUCGCCGAAGAUAUGGGCUUCCUGUACGUUGCCAGCGGUCCUUUGGUUCGGAGCAGCUACAAGGCUGGAGAGUAUUUCAUAGAGAAUGUUCUAAAGGGCAAAGGUAAUGAGAACAAAGCGAAGAAACUUCUGCCGCAAGACAAGUCUGACAUUACCACAUCAUGCUGAAUCUCCGAGUCAUGACAAGUAGACGUCAUCAACACAUAUGAGUGUCCUUACAAAUACCAGAUAUGUAAUGCCCCGUACAUAUAUAGUUAUCUUACCUUAAUUAACUGUUAACUUACC
Messenger RNA from Coniophora puteana RWD-64-598 SS2, 1403 nucleotides. RefSeq names its product mitochondrial Lipoyl synthase. The coding region runs from base 117 to 1286 and encodes 389 amino acids. Gene Ontology annotation, molecular function: 4 iron, 4 sulfur cluster binding; lipoate synthase activity. The transcript is spliced from 7 exons. Gene Ontology annotation, biological process: lipoate biosynthetic process. Gene Ontology annotation, cellular component: mitochondrion. The record is from RefSeq and is a predicted model, not a curated record. NCBI's taxonomy places the organism in Eukaryota, Fungi, Basidiomycota, Agaricomycetes, Boletales, Coniophoraceae.